ACCAUCGACCAUCUCAUCAAUAUUCCGAAUAUAACCAUAAUCAUAAUACAAUGGCACUCUACACCCUCCUCCUCGCCCUCUCCAUCUCCACUACUUCCCUCACCCUCCAUCCCCGCUCUAUAACUCCCCCCUCUGGCUGUCCCAUCCCCACCUGGCGCGUCAACAACUUCCACUGGUUCAACAGCUCCCAUAGCCUCGACUGCAUCCACAACGAAGCCGACAUUGCCGCAAAAGGCUGUCUCUGCGGCCGCGCCUGGUGCGAACCCAACCCCGCCACCUGCAACGGCACCAUGGCCAACGUCUGCUACACCGGAAUGCCAAACUACGAACCGUGGGGGUACGGACCGCCACAAACCCUUGACAUCGAAUUUGACGACGGCCUCACCUGCCACGAUGAGUACAUCGGAUAUCGGAUUCACGAUAUCGGGCAUGGGGAGAGUAACUGCGGGUAUGCGGAUCGAAGUCUAGGCAGGAUUGUAGCGUUUUAUGGGAGCUCGAACGAAGCCAGUUCCGUGGGGAGGUUGGAGUAUACGUUGGGGAGUGGACAUGCAUUGAAGUGUGAGAAUGGGAGUAGUAUCACGUAUGGGGGGAGUGUGGAGUUUGGGCUAGAUUGUGUGCAUGAUGAGUUUUUUAAUGCGACUUGUACGGCGGAGGCGUUUGAGGUGCCGGUGUUGAGUUAUCAGUGGGUUUGAUUGUAAGCAGUAUAGGCAUCCUAUUUGGAUAUUCCGGAUGAAUCUCGAUAGGGUCCAAUAUACUCCUCCAACUUAGGA
This is a messenger RNA of Aspergillus wentii DTO 134E9, 770 nucleotides long. RefSeq lists its product as uncharacterized. NCBI's taxonomy places the organism in Eukaryota, Fungi, Ascomycota, Eurotiomycetes, Eurotiales, Aspergillaceae. The coding region runs from base 51 to 692 and encodes 213 amino acids. The transcript has a single exon. The record is from RefSeq and is a predicted model, not a curated record.